Malania oleifera is the source of this 3795-nucleotide messenger RNA. Its product is annotated as phospholipase SGR2. Gene Ontology annotation, cellular component: cytoplasm. Gene Ontology annotation, molecular function: metal ion binding; glycerophospholipase activity. The transcript has 21 exons. Bases 446 to 3316 code for a protein of 956 amino acids. Lineage: Eukaryota; Viridiplantae; Streptophyta; Magnoliopsida; Santalales; Ximeniaceae. The record is from RefSeq and is a predicted model, not a curated record.
UGGCCUAAUGGUUCUACCAGACAUUCAACGCAACACAUCUCGCGCUUGAAUGAACAAUGUUCCUGUCCUUCAUAUGGGGUUAACCUUGUAUGUUGCAUUGGGCACUACGGAAUUUUAACGUCGCAGUUUAGAGAAAGCCCAUAUGAUUAUUUGAUCGAGCCAUCUCAAAUGUUUAUGUUUGAUUCACGUGAAAUUUUUUGGAAGCUUGAAUUUGGCCAAAUUGAAGAGUGCCCAUUUGUUGACAUGCAACUAGUCCUACCUUCGGCGGCCAAUUGCUUCAUGUUAAAUUUAGUUCGAAGUUCAUAUUUGGUCAUUUCGAAGAAUACCCAUCUAGGCAUCUAAUAAUUUGCUGAAAAACUCGAUUCUUUUCUUGGAAUAGUUUCCGUGGCUAAUUGGGGGGUGGGGGAGGGGGGGAAUUGUGCAAAUUUUUUUUUUUGAUGCAGAGAUGGUUGGAAAUGAUGAUUUCGAAGGGGAAGCUAAACAAUCAUUUCCAGAAUGUUCGGGUACCUGCGCCAUUAAUGAAACUUCCCCUGAUUCGUUGAAGAAUACCCCGACGAACAUUGCCAGACUGGAGGAUGUGAUCGAGCACUCUAAGGGUCGGCAGAAGUAUCUUGCGCAGACUAGAAGUCCCUCUGACGGUGGUGAUGUUCGGUGGUAUUUCUGCAAAGUUCCUUUUGGAGUUAAUGAGCUAGCCGCCUCCAUACCUUGCACAGAAAUAGUGGGGAAGAGUGACUAUUUUCGAUUUGGUAUGAGGGACUCUUUGGCCAUUGAGGCAUCCUUUUUGCAGAGAGAGGAAGAGUUGCUUUCUAGUUGGUGGAGAGAGUAUGCAGAAUGUAGUGAAGGCCCAAGGAAACGAUCAAGUUCUAGUACUAAGUUGGAUUCACAACCUAAAGCAUCUUCUUUGGAGGGUGCUCCAUCUGCCCAACCAUACGUUGUCGAAGAAGAGAGAGUUGGUGUCCCUGUAAAGGGAGGAUUGUAUGAGGUAGAUUUGGUGAAAAGACACUGUUUCCCUGUUUAUUGGAAUGGCGAGAAUCGGCGUGUUCUAAGAGGUCACUGGUUUGCUCGUAAAGGUGGCCUCAAUUGGCUUCCACUCCGUGAAGAUGUUUCUGAGCAAUUGGAGUUUGCAUAUCGCAGCCAGGUUUGGCAUCGAAGAACAUUUCAACCUUCUGGACUUUUCGCAGCUCGGGUUGAUUUGCAAGGCUCCACCCCAGGACUACAUGCGCUUUUUACAGGAGAAGAUGAUAGCUGGGAGGCUUGGCUAAAUCUUGAUGCAUCCGUUUUUUCUAGUGUCAUUAGUUUUGGAGGAAAUGCCAUUAAGUUAAGGCGUGGAUAUUCCACAUCUCAGUCAUCGAAACCAACCCAGGAUGAAUUACGUCAACAGAUGGAGGAAGAAAUGGAUGACUACUGUUCACAGGUUCCUGUUCGACAUCUUGUAUUUAUGGUCCAUGGUAUUGGUCAAAGAUUGGAAAAGUCCAAUUUGGUAGAUGAUGUUGGUAACUUUCGCCAUAUCACAGCACGUCUUGCUGAAUUACACCUAAGUUCCUAUCAGCGUGGUGCUCAGAGAGUCCUUUUCAUACCUUGUCAGUGGAGAAGAGGCUUGAAGCUCAGUGGUGAAACAACUGUUGAAAAAAUUACUUUAGAUGGCGUACGGGGAUUGCGUGUAAUGUUGAGUGCAACUGUUCAUGAUGUCUUAUACUACAUGAGCCCCAUCCAUUGCCAGGAUAUUAUAAACUCGGUUUCCAACCAGUUAAACCGGUUGUAUCUGAAAUUUCUUAAGCGGAAUCCGGGUUAUGAUGGAAAGGUCUCCAUAUAUGGUCAUUCUCUGGGUAGCGUUCUUUCUUAUGAUAUCCUUUGCCAUCAAGAGAACUUAUCCUCUCCAUUUCCAAUGGAUUGGAUGUACAAUGAGCGUGUUACAAAUGAAGAAUCUCCUGAUGUCACCAACCAAUCAACUAAAUUCAACUCCUCUAUCAAUCUGGAGGAAAAAAGUUUGUGUGUAAGUAAUAAAUGUGCAGGCGCACUAGACCAUGUUAAUGAUGCCCAGAUGGAUGCUCAAACCGCUCAAUUGGUUCAGAAGGAAGGAUGCUUCAAAGUUCCUUCUAUUAGUCUGGCGCUUCCUGUCAGGUCAAAUUUAGAGGAAGCUUCUGAACAGGCCAUGGAUGCUAAGCAAAUAGACAGUAUUUUAUCAUCAGAGGAAGAUGCCCAUGAACUAGUUUGUGAUUCCAUUGGCAUACUUCCUCAACUAGGAGAUGACUUCAACGAAACUGCAAAUAUAGUCAGUGGAGUUCCAGUUGACAAUUCAGAAAAUGCUGAUUUAGUCUAUGGAGGGGCAAGUGAUAAGGAGAAAGCAACUGAAUUGCUGAUGAAGGAGAUUGAUUCCCUAAAAGCAAGAAUUGCAGAAUUGGAAUCACCAUCUGCUGCUAAAGAUACAAGCACAGGGGUGCACACAACCAUGCCAAAGGAAACAUCUCAUAGAAAUCUUUCACCUGCACUGGAUGAUGCCCCUAAGAGUUGUACCCCUUAUAUCAAAUACACAAAGCUUGAAUUCAAGGUUGACACAUUUUUUGCAGUUGGUUCACCACUUGGUGUCUUUCUUUCACUUCGCAAUGUCCGUAUUGGGAUAGGUAAAGGACAUGAAUACUGGGGAGAGGAAUAUAUAAGCGAAGAGAUGCCAGCUUGCCGGAAAAUGUUUAACAUCUUUCAUCCAUUUGAUCCAGUGGCAUAUAGAAUAGAACCACUUGUUUGCAAGGAGUACAUCGGAAAACGCCCUGUAAUUAUCCCUUACCACAAAGGUGGAAAGAGGUUGCAUAUUGGUUUCCAGGAUUUUACUGAAGAUCUUGCUGCACGUUCUCAGGCAAUAAUGGAUCAUCUAAACUCUGUAAGGAUAAAAGUUCUUACGGUGUGCCAGACAAGAAACAUGGAUAGCCUUGAAGAUUCAACAGAAAAUGCUCAAGAAAGAGAAGAGAGAUCAUAUGGAUCAAUCAUGAUGGAGAGAUUAACAGGAAGUGAAAAUGGACGAAUUGAUCACAUGCUUCAAGAUAAAACUUUUGAGCAUGCAUAUAUAUCAGCCAUUGGGUCACACACAAACUAUUGGAGAGAUUACGAUACUGCACUCUUCAUACUGAAGCACUUGUAUCAAGAUAUACCAGAACCCAACUCACCAGAAUCAAGGGGAAGCAAUUCUAAAAACGAGAGCAGCUUAACUGAUUGGUCUGAUCAUAGAGAUGCGGUCAGUGAGGAGAUACCAUUAACAUUCUCUGACAAGGUUCUGAUUAAAAGCUUCUCACAAAAAGCUAAGAAGAUCAUGAAGAAACCUUGAAUGGCUGCAUGCUAUAUGUAUUUUUCAAUUCACUGGAUCAAGAUUUAAGACCCUGUUCAACUCUUCUGCUCGCAACAGUAUGUCCAGCAGAGUACCAAUGACAGUCAUUUUGGACUAUAGAUUACACCUGUAUUUCAGUUGGACGGCUUUGAAGUCCCAAAAUAAUGGACGGACCAGCCGCUAAGUACCAGUGGAGGAGAAAAAAAUGGUGCAGGAAGGUAUCUGAUUGUCAUGUGGGUACAACUGUGGCGGAUCCCUCCCUAUAAUACACGUACAAAAGGACAUGAGCGCAGGAUAAUUUCUCCGUGCAUAUUUCAUUCUGUAUAUUAUGUCAAUACUAGAUUGUUUUUGGACUUAAUAUCGUGAUGUUGGAGAGAUUUAUACAAGUUGUCGCUCUUAUUUUUUAAUUUUUGUGUUCUUUUUCUUCUUACUGACAGCAUAUAUAAAUUGAAUAAAAAUAUUUUUUUUUUUUGGGAAAA